UUUACAAAUUGCAGUCGCUUCUCAGCUGCUUCAAUUUUAACACCCAAGAGAUAAACACACUUUUAUUGUAGAAAUUAUUAAUUAAAAAUAAAGAAAUUGGCCAUGGGCAAAGUAAUGUCGAUGGUGGCACGUAAAGCCAAUCGCUUCAAUGUGGAGAAUCGUGCGCAUCGUGUGCUGGAACGUGAAAAACCAAUGCCGGCGCCCAAAUACGAAUCCAAUCUGCGGGACAUGGAACGCACUCUCGAAUUGGAUCCCAAGUUUGUGGACAAGCUAAACAUAAAGGACGAUGGCUUGAACACACGACUAAAAGAUGUUUAUGUAACAUCAGAGGAUCAAUUUAUUGAGCGUGUUAUCAAACGGCAAGCGGCAACAGCGGCCAGCGAAGAGAAGCAGGAACGACCGCUGCCUUUGGAGCGCACAACGCCAGAUGAUUUUGAGUACGGUUAUUUGGAGCCGGAGCGUGUGGCACACGGACGUUGCACAUUGCGACAGGCGCUGCAGUUCAUUAACGAUCAUCAGCUGGAUCCUGAAACGUAUACAGCCAGUAAAAUUGCAAACGAUUACAAAUUAAAGCAGGAUCAUCUUGAGAAUAUAUUGUACUAUUUUAAGACCUUCAGCGUCUAUAUACCGGAUCAGAAGUACAAGGAUACGUUGCUAACGCGCGCCAAGCAGGAACUGCUGGAGAGGAAAACAAGUCCAGAGGAUGCCGAGAGUAGCAAACCAUAAUUAGGAUAGCAAAAAGAUAUAAUAAUUGUUGUUAAUGUUAAACCUAUGAUUUAUUGUACAACUUGCAAUGGAUCACACAAUGGCAUUGGGUGGGCAAUAGUAAAUAUUCAGCGACUUGUCUUCCGAGACAGAAAUCA
Messenger RNA from Drosophila albomicans, 863 nucleotides. RefSeq names its product protein NDUFAF4 homolog. The record is from RefSeq and is a predicted model, not a curated record. Bases 103 to 726 code for a protein of 207 amino acids. Lineage: Eukaryota; Metazoa; Arthropoda; Insecta; Diptera; Drosophilidae. The transcript has 4 exons. Gene Ontology annotation, cellular component: mitochondrion. Gene Ontology annotation, biological process: mitochondrial respiratory chain complex I assembly.